Molecule: messenger RNA, 1814 nt
Organism: Owenia fusiformis
Lineage: Eukaryota; Metazoa; Annelida; Polychaeta; Sabellida; Oweniidae
Source: the annotation of a GenBank genome assembly
AUGAAUAUCAGAAUGGGGUUCAUAUGGAGCACUGAGAUAACAGAUCAGAUUGGAAUGUCUGUGAAUAACGACCUUAACCUACACCAGAUAGACCCGGAGACUGGGAAGAGGCGUGUUAGUAUAUUGAUGUGUGUGCGACGAAUCCGCCAGAUGGAGCCCCGAUACAGUCUUGCUUGGAUGCACUUGCAUAUGCGCGCGAAAUGGCGGGAACCUAAGCUUGACGGAACCAAAGGCCAGGAAGUGAAAGGGCUAGACAAAAUGUGGAACCCCCAGAUUCAACCGGAAAACGCCUGCACGGAAAUGAAGGGUAGCUUUGCCUAUCAUCAUGUGGAAUAUGACGUAGCAGGUCGAGCAUUUGUUGUAGAGCUACGGGUGAUGCGCGGGCCUCUGGUGUCUCAUUUUGAUCUAAGACAUUUCCCGUUUGACUAUCAGAGAAUACACAUUAUUUUAAAAUCAGAGAAAAGUUCUGAUGAUCUUGAGCUAGUAGCUCCUCCAGAUGAACCUAGUGUUAUUGCUCAACCCGUUUUUGAAACACUGUUGGAUUGGCAUGUCACGAAAUACUUGGACGUGGAUAUGAAAGAAAUGAGAGAUGAAAUGACUCAGAUUCGGCACCCAGCGUUCCAUGGGGAAAUAUACGUUGUGCGAAAGAUGAGCUACUAUAUCUGGAAUUACUUUUUGAUCAUGUUCCUCAUAACAUGCUUCAUCCCACUAACAUUUCUUGUUGAGCUUCUGGGCUCCAUUCACGUUAGAUUGACGUUGGCUUUCACGUUGACGUUGACGGGUCUCAGCAUGAAGUUUGUGAUAUCAAACUCAAUACCUCGGGUUCCAUAUUUGACGCUAAUUGACAGGUAUGUAUUAUUGAUUCUUAUUAGUAACUGGGGUGCGACAACUUGGCAUGCGGGGACUUACCUGAUAGCUGAUGAACAAACACGGCACACAGUGGACCUGGCGAUGACAAUUUUCUGUUUCAGCGCAUUCGUUGUGGUCCAUCUACUUUACUACUCUUGGCUUUACGUUACCUUCACAUCACACAUGGACACUUUAAAAAAGCUAAACGAUAAGCACGAGGUACAUGAUCGAAACAAAAAUGGUGACAACAUAAAUAAACAAAUUGAUGCAGUUUCAGCUAGAUUUGACUCAAAGGAAGAGACAGUUGAAAUAAAGACAAAACUUUGAUGUCUGACAUGAGGUUAUUUUUAAUGUCAUUAUUGACCUUGCCAAAUUAACACUGUACAAUAAGCAAAAUAAAUAUGUUUUAUAAUGAUAUUGUGCAGCUGUGAAGUGUGAACUGGCCUUUACAUAAAAGAUAUCAGUUCUGUAACCUAAAAUUUACUCUUCCGAGCUGAUGUUCAGUUACCUGAAAUAGACAUUGUUGAAAACUAAAACAGUCAAUCUUCAGAGUGGUCUAAAACAUCCACAUUUUUUUUGAUUUGACUGGAACUAUUAAGCCAUAAAUUUCAUCAACAUAAACAAUAAACGUCGUGAACGUAGGAUUGAAUGAUGCAAUUGGUUCAAAAAUGUCAAAUUGAUAAAAAUUCAAGAUUCUGCAAUUCUGUGCCUACAUUCCUCAUGCGGAAUUCUAAAUAUGGUGCACAAUGUAUUACAGGAUUUAAGAUGCAGAAAUGCUCAAAUUCGUUGGAAUUGUCAGUUAAUCUAAAAGUCAAUGGAUAAUACUGAGUACUAGUAGUGUUGGAUGGACAUGAAGCACAGCUAGCAUGGCUACAUGUAUUUAGAGCAGUAUAUAACUUCAUUCUGAGCUUUUGAAUGUAGAGUUUCAUAUAUUUUAUCUGAAUAAAAACAUAUUUAUGGUAGAA